Molecule: messenger RNA, 3865 nt
Organism: Cinara cedri
Lineage: Eukaryota; Metazoa; Arthropoda; Insecta; Hemiptera; Aphididae
Source: the annotation of a GenBank genome assembly
AUGGAUUUGUAAGUAUCUUGAUGGAUAUCAGUGCGUCAAAAUUCUUUAAUGUUCAUAAGUGUUUUUACUGAUUUAUAGGUUCAACAAAAUAUUUAGUUCCACUCGAAAGACUGAAGAGACAGCCAAAAGUAACAAGAAGUUAAACAUUCGUGGUUCAAUGAUCCCAGAGGCUAAGCCUUUAUUGAUGAGUACUGAUCGGCCACUACAAAUUGUAAUAAGUUUUAAACAUAUUAUAAAUUUAGUCGAUGGGGUAUAUACAAUUUUUUUUUGAUGGGGGUGUUUAUAUUUAGCGUACAAGGUCUCAAGAACCAGUCAAAAGUAAUAAGAAGCCAGAGAUUCCUAGUUCAGUAAAUCGAGUACUUAGGCCUAUAUUGAUGUGUGAUGAUCGACCACUACAAACUGUAAUGUUUUUUUAAAUAUAAACUUACUGUAUGAAUGGUGUAGAUACAAUUUCCUUCUAUGAGGGAGGACGGGUUAUAUGUAUUAUUUAGUGUAUAGAGUGAUCAAUCUUCUAUAAGACUCAUUUUGUCUUCUUAAUUUGUUAUAAUUUUACUUUUGAAUGACUUAAUGAAACUAUAAUAUAUAGGUAUCUAUACUAUAGGUACUAUACUUUUAUCAACACAUUUUGUUGUUGAUUUCAUAUUCUACAAUAUAAUAUUUUUCAAAAAAAUUGAUGUAUUUGUUAAUCUUAACUUUAAAUGAUUAUAAUAUAUCUUAUAAACUAUUGGACGAAUAUUUAAUAUUAACUAGUCAAUUUUUCCAGGCAAAUAUUAUAAUUUUAUAAAAUUAAUUAAAGACAAAAAUAUAAUUCAAAAAAAUAAAAAUCUAAAAAUUCCCGAAGAUAAAAACUAUAACAAAAUAAAUUUAUUAUCAAAAAUUAAAAAUAUAGUAUUAUAAUAAUUAAAAAUAUUUAUGAAAGUAUACUUGUAUUAAAAAUUAUACAGUAUUAUUAUUAGUAGUAUAAGUUUAUUUGGCAUUUAUUUAUUUUAAAAAAUAAAAUCCAUUUUCCUUUUAUUAUUUCUUAAUUCGUGUGGAUUAUUUUUAAUUAUUUGAUAAAUCAUAUCAUUAUUUUGGAUUUUUAUUAAUUUUAACUCGUUCUUUUACUAUAAUAUAUAUUAUAUAUUUUUAAUCAAACAUUUUUUGAGGAGUUUUGGUGGUUAAACCCUUCACUAUCCUAUCUAACCUCCGAACUAUGUAGGCAACUAGAAUGAAUAUUAAUUAAUAUUUUUAUUUUAAUUUAUGUUGUGGUGAUGUGUAUGAAAAACAGAUAUUUAAGGCCCUCAAAUUGCAUAUGGAUAAUCCAAAAACACUCAAGAACCUUUUAGAGCGUCUUACCAAUUUGCUGAGUAAUUAUCAGUAUAGAAAUGACUUACUUGAUCAAGCCAGAAAGAUUGUUUUAAAAGUGAUUACAAAACACCUAGAGAUCAUUAAAGUUGAAAUUGCUGCGAUGUCAGUUUUCACUAAUCCUUUAACCAUUAGAAAUUGUAAAAUUUGUAUUUAACAUUUUUUUAGUGCUGCUCUUUUUUAUAUUGUAAAAUACGAAAGCCAGUCAUUAUUACUAGAAGAUGUUAUCAAAAAACGCAUUAUUACUGGAAUAAUAACUUUGAUAUUAUAUCACGAAUAUGAUGCAAGAAUUUUGACUUGGGCUUUUCUUAGUUUGGAUCAAUUGGUGCUUAGAUGGGGAUUUGAAAAACAUCAUCAGUAUGUGGUUAGUAUAAAUAUACAACACAUUUUGUUUGGUUAUAACUUCUUUUUUGUAUAUUUUAUUAAUAAUUAAAGAAAUAUUAUAUAUUAUUAGUAUAUUGGAUAUAUAUUGCAAACAUUUUGUUUAAAUGUCAUAAUAAAUACUAAAUUAAUAAUAAAUUUGAUCGUAAUUAAAUAAUAACCUAAUUUAACCUAACUGUGUAUUUCUAAAUAGUAACUUUUAACAUGACACUUAAAAUCUACAUGUAAUUUAUUAAACCUAGAAUUUUGAUUUAGUAUAAUAACAUUCCUUUUUUAAAAUGUUAAACUUUAUGGUUCAAAAUGUCACAUUUGGCUCAUGAAGUCAAUAUAUUAACAUAACAUUAAUUUUUUAUUUUUCAUUCUUUUCAUUAUAUUUCUAAUUUUCUACUUAAUGAUAAAAUUGCUUUAUAUGAUUAAACAAUUAUUAAUUGAAGUUUAUUUAAAUUUAUAUUAAAAGUUUUAUAAAUUUAAAAUAUAAACCAAUACAUUUGAAUUGAUAUUUUUUAAUUGAACUUCAAUAAUGAUUUGUUAAACAAAAUUUAAGAUGUACUAAUAUCUAAUGUAUAAAUUAUUAAAUUGACUAAAAAAUAAAAAUAUAAUAUAAAACUAAGUUAUUUUACAUGGGCAAUUUAAUAAAAUUUGUAUUUUUAGAUGUUUCUGUAUGAUUAUUUUGUUCAAAUAUCACUUUUUAUCAUAUCUGCGAAUAAUCAAGACUACACUUUGCAAAUUGCUUGUGUUAUAAUUAACUGGUGUGCACUUGGUGGGAACAAAAAACAAAGAAUUGAUCUUGGGAAGGCUGGUAUUAUAAAGGUAAAAAAAUGAAUAGUUUGAAAAAGUCAAACUUAAACAUAACAAUUAACCUAUUUUUACUUGAUUAAAAUUAACCGGAUAUUUAUUUUAUAAUUUUAGUUAUAAGUCUAAUUUCAUUAUUUGUAUUUAAAAAUAAAACUAAAAUUACAUUACAAACUAUCAUAUACAAUAUUAUAUAUAGGCUUUUUUUUGCUAAUAUAUUCCACAUUUAUCUAAUUUAUCUUUGUUUUUUUUUUUUAAUUCACUGAUCUAAUCUAAUCUAAUAUUGACUUUUCAUUUUGAGAAGGUAUUUUAUUGUAAAUCAGUUUGUCGUUUUUUUUGAACUAUAAUAUUCUUAUAUCUGGAAUUAAUAUAUAUAAUAUUAUGUUUGUAUAGAAAUUGAUUGUAAUAAUUAAAACUCGGAUUCGUCAAAAUACAUUUGAACAGGUUGAUCUAGCCUUUGAAACAAUUAAUCAUUUAACAAAUGAUUUGCAAGAAAAUUGUAAAAAGUUCCUUGAUCAAAAGGGAUUACAUUAUAUGUUUGAAUGCCUAAGGGUAAAAAUAAUAAUAGCAGAUAAUCAUAUGAAUAAAAUAUAACUCAUGAUUUUGAUAACUUUUUAGACUUAUCCAAAUGAAAUUUUAAUGAAACGAAAUAUGUAUUGUGUAUUGAGAAAUAUUGCUGAAAUUAAAGAACUUAGAGGAAGGCUAAUGAAAAAUCAUUUAAUUGAAGUUUUAUUUGAUAAUUUGCGUUUAACAGGAGAUGAAAUUCAGGUAAUUAACAAUUAUUGCAUUUGAUAUUGUAUUACUUAUACAAAGUUUUUUUUUUAUGUACAGAUUCGUUAUUAUGCUGCUGAAAUCAUUGUUCAUUUGGCUUCAGAUGGCCAUAAAGCAUGGAUUAUACAAUCUCCUACAAGAUGUGAAGUAUUAGAUCAUAUGACACGGGCUUUGCAGAGCUGGAAUCUAGAUGCCAUUCUAGACAUAAGAUAUCGGUCUGUAAAAACACUAUUGAAGAUAGCCCAAAUUAGUCAUACACCAGUAUNUGUCCAAUGGGCAGCAUGGACUUUAGCAAAUCUUACCAGAGUAUAUCGUUAGUAUAAUGUUUUAUAUUAUUUAUUUUCAUGUAUUUUUAAAUUGAAUGGUUUGUACAUAUAAUUCUGGAUUUUAAUUACCUAUAAUGUUAUUGGUUUUAGCUGAAAAGUAUUGUGCAACUGUAAUAACUGAAGAUGGUAUAAAUAUAAUGAGUCAAAUACUCGAAGAAAAUUAUCAGAUUGGUCAGCCGGAGGUAAUCCAUAACCUAUCUCAAACUGUCAUCAAUCAAUGUAUGAGUUUUGAGGAAAACAUCACAGAAUAA